Phlebotomus argentipes is the source of this 2724-nucleotide messenger RNA. RefSeq names its product serine-enriched protein-like. Gene Ontology annotation, molecular function: protein binding. The transcript has 7 exons. The record is from RefSeq and is a predicted model, not a curated record. NCBI's taxonomy places the organism in Eukaryota, Metazoa, Arthropoda, Insecta, Diptera, Psychodidae. Bases 1 to 2724 code for a protein of 907 amino acids.
AUGACGGCGGCCUCAUUUCCCGAGGCUUUUCCCUCCACUUCCGCCGGCUAUGGCGGCUGCUUCGACUCCGAUCUGUCCAUCUUCGAGAACAAGAGCGGCCUGGCGGAGGACAUGAAGUUCCUGGCCUCCAUGCCAGAGCUCUGCGACGUGACGUUCCUCGUGGGAGAGACGCGGGAGCCAGUCUGUGCUGUGAAGGCUGUCCUGGCGGCGCGCUCGAGGGUCUUCCAGAAGCUCCUGUACCAGGCGCCGUCGCCGCAGAGGCGCAAGGAGCCGCCGCAGCGCGAGAACAAGCUCAGGCUCUUCCUCAAGCGCUCCUCGGAGCCGCUGCUGAACCUGCAGAACGCCGCCCAGCAGCCAACCGGACAUCAGCACCAGACGCUGAUCAUUGAGGAAUUCGAGCCGGACGUCUUCAGGCAGUUGAUCGAGUACAUUCACACCGGCGGCGUGACGCUGCAGCCGCGGACGCUGCUGGGCGUCAUGAACGCCGCCGACUACUACGGCCUGGAGGAGCUGCGCAGAGCCUCCGCCGGAUUCGUGCAGUACUGCAUCAACGUGGACACGGUGUGCGCCUUGCUGGCCUCCGCUGAGCGCUACAUCCAGUACAAGUGCACCAAGAACCUCGUGCAGAAGGUGCUGGAGUUCGUGGACGAGCACGGGAACGAGGUGCUAAAACAGGGCAGUGUCACCCUUCUGCCACAGCACGUGGUGCGGCUGAUUCUGGCCAGGGAGAAACUCAGAGCCGAUGAAUUCACCAAGUUCCAGGCGGCUCUCAUGUGGAGCAAGAAGUACUGCGACAGCAGCCCGGCGAACCCUCUGAAGGAGAUCCUGGGCAACUUCCUGGAGUACAUCCAGUUCCACAAGAUACCGGCGAAUGUGCUGAUGCGGGAAAUCCACCCACUUGGCCUUGUGCCGUAUUCGAUUAUCAUGAACGCACUGGCCUUCCAAGCUGAUCCCGCCAGUGUGGAUCCGGGAAAGUUGUCGCCCAACUCCAGCCGAGUGCGACGAGCGAGACACGCAAAGGGGCGCUCCAUGUCCGUGCAGAGCUCCCUCGAUCCCUAUGGCUCCAACACCACGCUCAGCUCAGCCAAAUCCCAGAGCUUCCGCACCAGGCGCAGUCCAUCUGAGCGCAAGAGCAGCUCCUCGGCCAUCGCGCCGACGUCCGGUCAGCUCAACCUGGCCAUCGAGCGCGUGGGCAGCAAGAGGAGUCCCAGCGGAGUGUCGCCACACGACAGCAAGAGCCCCAGCAGCACGUCCCAGAAGAGCCCCAUGUCCCUGUCGCGCCAGAACACCGUCCGGCAGUCGCACAGGCGAAAGAACAGCACGACGCCGUCGCUGAACUUGCAGGGCCGGCGGAGUCCCAGCGGAGCCGCGCCCGAGCAGCGCAGUCCGCAGGGGCGUCGCAGCCCCGUCUUCCUCAGCUACGAGCCGUCGCGCUCGGGACACAGAAGUCCCACGGACCGGAGGAGUCCCACGUCCUUCAUUCACGUGCAGCAGCAGUCCGGACACCGGAGCCCCAUCGACUACGAGCGACGGAGCCCGUUGUCCGGCGUGGCGCCUCCGCUGGACCGGCGGAUGUCAGGAGGAGUUUCGCCGGAUGAGAGGAGAACUUCUCUGCAGCAAUCCCUGAUCCUCGGGCGACGCAGCCCCAUUGGAUUCUCGCAAGGCAUGAUGAUCCCGCUCACGCCCAGCCGGAGUCCCACGGUGCCAAUCCCACCCAUUACGAUCUCCAACCCUUCGGAGACCAUCGCCAUCAUCCAGCGCCAGGUGGAGAGCAACGUCGAGUCCUCGGCGGUCGAGAAGAGUCCGCCGGCGGCGGAGCGGAAGGAGAAGACCAGCGUCAUGCGCGAGAUCCUGGCGUUCGUGCGGAAGCCAUCGAAGAAAGUCACCACGCGAUCCAGCAGAUUCGCCGCGGCCUUCUCGAGAGCCGAGUCGACAUCAGGAAGUCCUCUGCUUCGCCAAAGCACCUUCUCUAGCGCCCCCACGGCGUCCAGCCGGGCGGCCAAGAGUGCUGUGACAAAGCAGAUGUCGGAGGUGAGCUUAGAGCCGAAAAUAUCGCAACGCUUCAAGAAUCUCGCCUACACGACUAAGCUGUCUCUGAGACUGCGGCGCUCGGACACCAGCAAAGCCAAGGAUGCCAAGAAGUCCAGCGGAGAAGAAGCCAGCGACGUGGAGAGUAUCUCAGACACAAAGGCAGUGGAGAAACUGGGAUCCAAACCAUCGUUGAACAAUGCAAACGGUGGAUUGUCGUUUGAGCUGGAGAACGUGCACUUCGAGAAGGUGGGCGAUUCCUACAUCAAGCACGAGCAGAUCCGCGAGGAGACCAUCGAGGAGUCCAGUCCGGUGAAGUCCGUCUCGAGCGGCGAGCGCCGUCCGGAGACGCUGGAGCCGAACGUGAUCGUGGUGAGCGGGAAGACGCCGCUGCAGGAGGAGACGGAGCGCAUUGAGGAGCUGAAGCGGAGGCUCUUGAGCCUCCUGCCGCCGGCCAAGAUGCUCAGAAGCCCGGCCGGCCGAGACGAUGCGAAUGGCGUGCGCAGGGAUUCGGGGGCGGAUAGUUUCGAAAUUGUGGACACGGAUCGCAAUCGUGAGUCCAGCUUUGAGGAUCGCUACUCCUCCAUCGACACGAAUUUCCCUCUUGACUUUGUGGCGACCGCAGCGCCGGUGUGCGAUGCGAGGAGUAGAGGACGCGAGGAUAAGCAGAAGGAGCUGGAGAGCGAGUGUGAAUGA